Messenger RNA from Diospyros lotus (date-plum), 2080 nucleotides. RefSeq names its product methylmalonate-semialdehyde dehydrogenase [acylating], mitochondrial. The coding region runs from base 228 to 1844 and encodes 538 amino acids. The record is from RefSeq and is a predicted model, not a curated record. The transcript is spliced from 19 exons. Gene Ontology annotation, molecular function: methylmalonate-semialdehyde dehydrogenase (acylating, NAD+) activity; malonate-semialdehyde dehydrogenase (acetylating, [NAD(P)+]) activity. Gene Ontology annotation, cellular component: mitochondrion. Lineage: Eukaryota; Viridiplantae; Streptophyta; Magnoliopsida; Ericales; Ebenaceae. Gene Ontology annotation, biological process: thymine catabolic process; L-valine catabolic process.
CCGGCGCCCGGAGCUUGGCCGGCCACCGUUAGCCGUCUGCUCGCGGCGGUGUGACAGUGGCAGAGCUAUAAUUACAAAUUAAACCAAUUUUAAACAUUUGGAACUGCUACACCCUAUAUAUAAUAUAUACACACACACACACACACAGCUGUAAACAAAAUCACACUUCACUUUGCACCUACUGAUCAUCGUCUGGUCUCGAUCAGAGAAUCACUUGAGAUUCAAAGAUGUUGCAGUCCUCACUUCGAAGAGCAAGGAGCUUGGGGUCGUUGAGCCCUCAUAUCUUUGCUCUGAGCAGUUAUCGUCUCUCCACCGCAGCCGAACCGUCCUGGAGGCACCGGAAUCCUCCGAGGGUUCCAAAUCUCAUUGGAGGCGUCUUUGCAGAUUCACAAUCAUCUGAAUUAAUAGAUGUUAUUAAUCCAGCAACACAAGAAGUUGUUUCUCAACUUCCAUUAACAACAAAUGAAGAGUUUAAAGCUGCAGUAUCUGCAGCGAAGCAAGCAUUUCCCUCAUGGCGGAGUACGCCAAUUACUACCCGACAGCGCAUUAUGCUAAAGCUCCAAGAGCUUAUUCGUAGAGACAUGGAUAAGCUUGCUGUGAAUAUUACUACUGAACAAGGGAAAACACUGAAGGAUGCCCAAGGCGACGUGUUCCGUGGACUAGAGGUGGUGGAACAUGCUUGCGGAAUGGCAACUUUGCAAAUGGGGGAGUUUGUUCCUAAUGUAUCACAUGGAAUUGAUACCUACAGCGUCAGAGAACCUCUUGGUGUUUGUGCUGGGAUUUGUCCCUUCAACUUCCCAGCAAUGAUUCCCUUGUGGAUGUUUCCACUUGCAACUACAUGUGGUAAUACAUUCAUUCUUAAGCCAUCAGAGAAAGAUCCAGGGGCUUCUAUAAUGCUUGCAGAGCUAGCAAAGGAGGCUGGUUUACCGGAUGGUGUUCUGAAUAUUGUUCAUGGCACCACUGACAUUGUCAAUGCUAUUUGUGAUGAUGAUGAUAUUAGAGCUAUUUCAUUUGUUGGUUCAAAUACGGCUGGGAUGCACAUAUAUGCAAGGGCAGCAGCCAAAGGAAAACGUGUUCAGUCAAAUAUGGGAGCCAAGAAUCAUGGAGUGGUCAUGCCUGAUGCAAAUAUAGAUGCUACCAUAAAUGCUUUAGUUGCCGCUGGUUUUGGUGCUGCAGGACAAAGGUGCAUGGCCCUCAGCACUGUGGUCUUCGUGGGCAACUCCAAAGCAUGGGAAGAUAAGCUAGUGGAGCGUGCUAAAGCACUUAAAGUAAGUGCUGGAACAGAUCCAGUUGCAGACCUUGGUCCAGUGAUUAGCAAACAGGCAAAGGAACGAGUAUGCAGACUAAUACAAAGUGGCGUUGAUAGUGGUGCCAGACUAUUGCUUGAUGGAAGAGAUAUUGUGGUUCCGGGAUAUGAGCAAGGUAACUUUGUUGGGCCCACCAUUUUGUCUGAUGUCACUGCUGAUAUGGAAUGUUACAAGGAGGAAAUUUUUGGCCCUGUUCUAGUGUGCAUGCAGGCUGACAGCUUGGAAGAGGCCAUGAACAUUGUUAACAAGAACAAAUAUGGCAAUGGGGCUUCUAUUUUCACCACAUCUGGUGUUGUUGCUAGGAAAUUUCAGACCGAUAUCGAGGCUGGUCAGGUUGGAAUCAAUGUUCCCAUUCCAGUUCCUUUGCCCUUCUUUUCUUUUACCGGCUCAAAGGCGUCUUUCGCAGGGGACCUCAAUUUCUACGGCAAAGCCGGAGUUCAGUUCUACACUCAGUUGAAGACUGUGACUCAACAAUGGAAGGAUUCACCUGGAGGCUCUGGAGUAUCUCUGGCAAUGCCCACCUCCCAGAAGGUUUAACGGCUUUCCCAUUUGGAACUUCACUCAGUGUAUGUGAAGUUAUAAACCCUUUUAAUAAAUUAAUAUGGAGAUCUUGUUUUUUCAUUGUAAAAAUUAAGGGAAAAAAAGUAACAUAUUGAACUAUUGUGAAAAAAAAAAAAAAGAAAAUGAAAACAAAUGUUAAGGUUGUGUUUGGUUGGAUGGAAUAGUUUUGAAUGAGAAGGGUAAGGGAAAGGAAAUGGGACUAUUUCACUCCA